GCAGCAUUGCUCGAGAUGCCCGAAAAAACACCGCAGUGUCCCAGAUAGACCACAAAAACAGCCCGCUAUGCUCGUGUCCUGGUGGUAUCUUUACCUGGGAGCUCAGAGCCUCUACAGACAAGUGUUGGAGAUGGCGUCAGUGCUGCAGAAGCUCAUCACUCCUCUGUUCAGCGGGCCGCUGGAGCCGCCCAGGAAUAAGGUGACUGUGGUGGGCGUGGGGCAGGUGGGCAUGGCCUGUGCUGUCAGUGUCCUGCUGCGGGAGCUGGCAGAUGAGCUGGCGCUGGUGGACGUGGUGGAGGACAAACUGAAGGGUGAGAUGAUGGAUUUACAGCACGGCAGCCUCUUCCUGAAGACUCCCAAAAUCAUCUCCGGCAAAGAUUACUCAGUGACGGCGAACUCUCGUAUCGUGGUGGUGACGGCGGGCGUUCGUCAGCAGGAGGGCGAGAGCAGACUCAACCUGGUGCAGAGAAACGUCAACAUCUUCAAACACAUCAUCCCGCAGAUCAUCAAAUACAGCCCAAACUGCAUCCUCAUCGUCGUCUCUAACCCCGUGGACGUGUUGACGUAUGUGACCUGGAAGCUGAGCGGUUUGCCGAAGCACCGCGUCAUCGGCAGCGGGACAAACCUGGACUCUGCCCGCUUCAGAUACCUGAUGGCCGAGAGACUGGGGGUCCAUCCCAGCAGCUUCAACGGCUGGAUACUGGGAGAACAUGGAGACUCCAGCGUUCCUGUGUGGAGUGGAGCGAAUGUAGCAGGAGUGAGUCUGCAGAAACUCAACCCAGACAUCGGCAAAGACACGGACAGAGAAAACUGGAAAGAAACGCACAAAAAAGUCGUGGACAGUGCGUAUGAAGUGAUCCGACUGAAGGGCUACACAAACUGGGCCAUCGGUCUGAGUGUGGCUGACCUGACAGAGAGCAUCAUGAAGAACCUGAACCGAGUCCAUCCUGUCUCCACCAUGGUGAAGGGAAUGUACGGCAUCAGCGACGAGGUCUACCUGAGUCUGCCGUGUGUGUUGAACAGCGCCGGCGUGGGCAGUGUGGUCAACAUGACUCUGACCGGCGACGAGGUCUCGCAGCUCAAGAAGAGCGCAGACAUGCUGUGGCACAUCCAGAGAGACCUACGAGACCUGUGACGUGUUUAUGCAUGAAAACAGCAUCACAGUCACACUGUCACGUGAUCAAGAGGUCUGUAUUACGCAUCACGAUCGUCAGAUUAGCACUUGAAUGUGAAAACGUUUCAUCUUUCUUGUGAAAUAUAGCAAAUGUACUGCAUUAGUUCACUUAAUUGGAGGAUUUCUGCUUGAAUGUUUUGCAUCAGGUUGGUAGGUGGAUAAUAACUGUGCCUACAUUUGAUUGCAUGCAUUAGAGUGGACGGUGAAGGAGAAGCAUCGUUAAUCUUUACAUAUCAUUAAUACAUUUACACCACGCUGUACUAAACACUGAAUGUUUUUUGUGUGAAUCUUUGAUCCUCAUUCAUACAGAUCAGCAUAAAUGAGCGCUGGAUUCUGUUUAUGCCAGGCCAGUAGGUGGCGAUGUCACUUUGAGAUCAUUAAACCAGCCAUUUUGAAUGGUUUGAAACGA
Danio aesculapii is the source of this 1583-nucleotide messenger RNA. RefSeq names its product lactate dehydrogenase Bb (gene ldhbb). The coding region runs from base 68 to 1135 and encodes 355 amino acids. Gene Ontology annotation, biological process: carboxylic acid metabolic process. Gene Ontology annotation, molecular function: L-lactate dehydrogenase (NAD+) activity. Gene Ontology annotation, cellular component: cytoplasm. The transcript has 8 exons. Lineage: Eukaryota; Metazoa; Chordata; Actinopteri; Cypriniformes; Danionidae. The record is from RefSeq and is a predicted model, not a curated record.